GGCAUCCUCCUGUCCCAUCGCAUUCAUUCUUGAAAAGCUGGGAGAGGGGGAAAUAAAUCUUUUGAGGCUUUAAAGCCCGUGAACCCAACAAUAUUCUUUGUACCGGAAACUGAUGCAGAAUGCACAGGAUUUCAUCAUAUCCCCCAUCUGAGAAUAACAGCAUAGCUACAGUAAACAAUAUUCCCAUGGAUUUCCAUGCAGAACCAAGAGAAAGCCAGUAAGUACAAAGACGUCAACCCAUGUCAACCGUCAUUCUGCCUCAUACCCAAAUCUCAUGGACUCUUGCUCAGCUGACUAUGAAAGCCCAACACUUCAGAAAUACCACCAGCAGGCUUUGGUCUCUUCCAGAAUGUUGUUUCUCUUCCUUGAACCUGAGUGGACAACGCUCCUAUGGCACAGAAGUAGAAAAGAUUGGCGAGCGACCUGUCCUCAUCACUGGCUGUGACUCUGGCUUUGGCUUCAAGCUGGCCAAGCACCUGCAUGGAAAGGGCUUUAUUGUCUACGCUGGCUGCUUGCAGAAAGAGCAAGGCCAGGGAGGCUUCAAAGACCUAGAUGCCAUGAAAAGUGAUCGCAUGAAAACCAUUCAGCUCAAUGUCUGCAAUAGUGAAGAGGUGGAGCGUGCGGUGGACUCUGUGACUGCCUCCCUGAAGAACCCACAGGUUGGACUCUGGGGUCUAGUCAACAACGCUGGGAUUUCCACUUUUGGGGAAGUUGAGUUCACCAGCAUGGACACAUAUAAAAAACUGGCUGAAGUGAAUCUCUGGGGGACUGUCCGCACUACAAAGGCCUUCCUGCCUCUCAUCCGGAGGGCCAAAGGCCGUGUUGUGAACAUCAGCAGCAUGUUGGGGCGGAUGGCAAGCCCGGCUCGCUCCCCUUAUUGCAUCACCAAAUUUGCUGUGGAAGCCUUCUCUGACUGUCUGCGCUAUGAGAUGCAGCCACAUGAGGUGAAGGUCUGCAUUGUGGAGCCUGGGAACUUCAUUGCCGGCACCAGUCUGUACAGCCCUGAAGGCAUCAAGGCCACUGCCGCCAAGAUGUGGGAUGAGCUGCCUGAAACAGUACGCCAGGAUUAUGGGCGCAAGUAUUUUGAUGAGCAAGUGGCCAAGAUGGAGACAUACUGCAAAAGUGGCUCUACAGACCUUUCUCCUGUUAUCGAAAGCAUCACUCAUGCUUUGACUUCUUCCUCACCUUAUACUCGGUACCAUCCCAUGGACUAUUACUGGUGGCUACGCAUGCAGGUGAUGACUCAUUUGCCAGGUGCUAUUUCAGAUCGCCUGUACAUUUAUUGA
Messenger RNA from Sceloporus undulatus (fence lizard), 1286 nucleotides. RefSeq names its product D-beta-hydroxybutyrate dehydrogenase, mitochondrial-like. Gene Ontology annotation, molecular function: oxidoreductase activity. Lineage: Eukaryota; Metazoa; Chordata; Lepidosauria; Squamata; Phrynosomatidae. Bases 240 to 1286 code for a protein of 348 amino acids. The record is from RefSeq and is a predicted model, not a curated record. The transcript has 2 exons.